AUGUCUGACCUAGUAUUUGUCCACGACACAACGUUUGACGCCCACCUUCCCAUGGGGGGAAAACGUGGGGCCAAAUGGAAGCCCCAGGCCGUCAUUCAUCUGUGCCGGGCCUCCUCUUGCAAACUCACGGGGCAUUUGGGGUCGGGGUCGUACGCGUCUGUGUACGCGGCGCAAUUGUUUGAAAGCGAUGCAUCAAAAACGCCGGUGGAACUCGCAGUCAAGCACGAAACGAGGGUCGGGUACUUGCCAUGGGAGUGUUAUUGCAUCAGUGAAAUCAACGCCAGGCAGAACACGACAAACGAACACGGCUCUUCCGUCGUCGACCGUCGAAUUGUUCAAGUGUACGCGCUCCACGUGUUCAAAAAUUCCACGCUGUUGUUCCUGCAGCGAGGGGACAAAGGAACGCUGCAUGGCCUGGUCAACCUGUAUGCCCAGUUUGGCCGUCGGAUGCCAGAACCCGUGGUCGUCCAUUAUGCGUGCCAAAUGUUGGACGCCGUGCAGCGUGUGCACGGGGCCAACUUUGUCCACGGAGAUAUCAAGCCCGACAACUGGAUCGUUGUGGACGGACGUUCCCCGUGGAAUCACGCGACCACGUUCGCCACUGGCGCCGUGUGUUUGAUCGAUUUUGGUCGGGCAAUCGACCUCCAACUGUACCCACCGGACACGGCGUUCUGCGGCGACUGCCACGCGUCGGGGUUCCAGUGCGUGGAGAUGCUGACCAAGACCCAAUGGACGCACCAAAUCGACACGUUCGGCCUGUGUGCGACGAUCCACCUGCUCUUGUUUGGCGAGUACAUGGAGUGCGUCAAGAUGGACGACAAGUGGACGAUCACGCGACGGUGGAAACGGUACUGGCAUGUCGAGCUGUGGCAGGACCUGUUUGACUCGUUCUUGAACGUACCGUCCUGUGCCCACCAGCCAAACCUAUGCGACUGGAGGCUGAAAUUGCACAAGUACUUUACCGAGGCGAAUCAAAAGAAGCUAAACCACCAGUUAUGCGCACAAGACAAAAUGUUUCACUGA
Molecule: messenger RNA, 1023 nt
Organism: Aphanomyces astaci
Lineage: Eukaryota; Oomycota; Saprolegniomycetes; Saprolegniales; Verrucalvaceae
Product: BUB protein kinase
Exons: 5
Coding region: 1-1023 (340 amino acids)
Biological process (GO): protein phosphorylation; meiotic sister chromatid cohesion, centromeric; mitotic spindle assembly checkpoint signaling
Molecular function (GO): ATP binding; protein kinase activity
Source: RefSeq, a predicted model, not a curated record